AUGGGUGAAGCUUCUUUUAGCAGUCAGUUCUCAUUAGAGACCAGAGCACACACAGGGGAUAAGCACUGUUUGUGUGGGUUGUGGGUGAAGCUUCAGCAUGAGAUCCAGUCUCAUCAGAUUCCAGAAGACACCCACAGGGGAGAAGCCCCAUGUUUGUGGGGAGAGUGGGCAGAGUUUCAGUUAGAAGUCCGAUCUCAUCAGACAACAGAGGACACACACAGGGGUGAAGCCCUAUGUUUGUGGAGAGUGUGGGCGAAGUUUCAGUCAGAAACAGGUGUCAUCAGAAACCAGUGGUUACACAGGGUGGAGAUACCGUAUGUUUGCAUGAAGUUUGGGUGA
Molecule: messenger RNA, 339 nt
Organism: Rangifer tarandus platyrhynchus (Svalbard reindeer)
Lineage: Eukaryota; Metazoa; Chordata; Mammalia; Artiodactyla; Cervidae
Source: the annotation of a GenBank genome assembly